UAGGAUAGAUCAAAAUGAAAACCAAUAAUUUGAACAUUUCGAUCACCAAUUUAGUGGAGUAAACCUUGUGAAAAAGCCGAAGCGGGGUGCUAGAAUUAUAAUUCGCGGAAAACAGCAAUCUAUCAAAGGCGGCGAAUUUGCGCGCUUUGCCGAAAACAAAAAAAGGAAAGAAAAAACUCAAUACCCCUUUGUACUUUCAUAGUUUUCAAAUCCACACUUCGAUAACAUACCUAAAACAAAAUGGCCGAUGAUUCCCCCGCUUCCCAUCGAAGAGACCCCAUCAAAUCCUCAGUUGGGAACGUAGCGGCUCAACGACGGCGGCAGAAUGCGGUGACGGUGGGGAAAGAGAGGAGGGAAUCCUUGGUCCGAGCGAAACGAUUGUGUAGAGUGGGUCCCAGCGGCGACGGCGAUGUUCCUGGCGAGGAAAAUGAUAUGGUAACUGAUGAAGAAGGGUUUCUUUUAGAUGCCCAAACUUCUUCAGCCGUCGAGGACUUAAAAUCUGCCAUUGCUUACCAGGGAAAAGGUGCAAUGCAGAAGAGGGUAAAUGCACUUCGUGAACUAAGGCGAUUGUUGUCGAAAUCAGAGUUCCCUCCGAUUGAAGCUGCUCUUAAAGCUGGAGCAAUUCCUUUGCUUGUGCAAUGCCUUUCGUUUGGUUCUCCUGAUGAACAGUUGCUUGAGGCUGCUUGGUGUCUUACAAACAUUGCAGCAGGAAAACCAGAAGAAACGAAAGCUUUAUUGCCUGCAUUACCGUUGUUGAUUGCUCACCUUGGAGAAAAGAGUUCCUUGCCCGUUGCUGAGCAGUGUGCAUGGGCAUUGGGAAAUGUUGCUGGUGAAGGGGAGGAGUUGCGAAAUGUUCUGCUAUCUCAAGGGGCUUUGCCGCCUCUUGCAAGAAUGAUGUUGCCAAACAAAGGUUCAACUGUGAGAACAGCAGCUUGGGCAUUAUCAAACCUUAUCAAGGGGCCUGAUCCUAAAGCUGCAACGGAGCUCAUCAAAGUUGAUGGCCUACUUGAUGCAAUUCUUCGGCACUUACGAAAAUCGAAUGAGGAGCUGGCCACCGAAGUAGCAUGGGUGGUGGUGUAUCUCUCAGCCCUUUCCAAUUUUGCCACUGGUGUUUUGGUGAAGAGUGAUGCCAUUUUACUUCUUGUUGAAAGAUUGGCAACAUCAAAUAGUUUGCAACUGCUCAUUCCGGUGCUGAGAAGUUUAGGCAAUCUUGUGGCUGGUGAUUCACAUACAACUUCUACCGUUCUGAUCCCUGGGCAUGAAAUCACAGAUGGUGUCAUUAAAGCCCUAGUAAAAUGUCUGAAGAGUGAUCACAGGGUCUUGAAGAAGGAAGCAUCAUGGGUUCUAUCUAAUAUAGCAGCUGGUUCCAUUGAACACAAACAGUUGAUAUAUUCUAGUGAGGCUGUACCUUUACUACUACGUCUUCUUUCAACUGCACCCUUUGAUAUACGAAAGGAAGUAGCAUAUGUGUUGGGAAACCUAUGUGUUACCCCUACUGGUGGUGAUGGAAAGCCAAAUCUGAUCGAGGAGCACCUGGUUUCCCUUGUUCAGAGAGGCUGUCUCUCAGGUUUCAUUGAUCUGGUUAGAUCUGCUGAUAUAGAGGCUGCCCGACUAGGACUUCAAUUCAUGGAGCUGGUUUUGAGAGGAAUGCCAAAUGGAGAUGGCCCAAAACUAGUUGAACAAGAGGAUGGGAUUGACGCAAUGGAAAGAUACCAGUUUCAUGAAAAUGAAGACUUGAGAAACAUGGCCAAUGGUUUGGUUGAUAAAUACUUUGGUGAGAACUAUGGGAUCGAUGAGUAAAGUAAGGUUUUAUGACAGGCAAUCCUUUGGUUGUGAUCGAUUUCGUUGUAAUGUUUUUUUGUAAUUUUAUUUACCCUCUUUUGUGGGGAUGUAAAUUUAGAUGAACUGGUUCAUCGAAGGACUUGUUGGCAUUGCCCUUUGUCAACAAAACUUGGGCUGUCAAGGCUAACCAUGUAGGAUGUCUGAUAGGUUGAUAGCAUUUGUCUCCAAGAAUUGUCGAACUGUUUGUUGUUCUACCUUUUAUUUUAUCAUCAAUUUUUGUUGGGUAAA
Messenger RNA from Gossypium raimondii (Peruvian cotton), 2070 nucleotides. Its product is annotated as importin subunit alpha-9. The transcript is spliced from 11 exons. Gene Ontology annotation, cellular component: nucleus; cytoplasm. NCBI's taxonomy places the organism in Eukaryota, Viridiplantae, Streptophyta, Magnoliopsida, Malvales, Malvaceae. Bases 241 to 1800 code for a protein of 519 amino acids. The record is from RefSeq and is a predicted model, not a curated record. Gene Ontology annotation, molecular function: protein binding; nuclear import signal receptor activity. Gene Ontology annotation, biological process: NLS-bearing protein import into nucleus.